Molecule: messenger RNA, 1764 nt
Organism: Oryza sativa Japonica Group (Japanese rice)
Lineage: Eukaryota; Viridiplantae; Streptophyta; Magnoliopsida; Poales; Poaceae
Source: RefSeq, a predicted model, not a curated record
AGCCCAAAAAUCUCCCGUCUCGGCGUCUCGGCUCCUCCGCUCCUUGCGCCAUCUCGCGGCUGAACAGGCGAGGGGAGGGCGCGCCGAUCUCCAUCCGGCGAGCAGGGGAGGGGAGGGUCGCUGAUCUCCAUCUGGCGAGUAGAGCAGGCGAGGGGAGGGGAGGGGAUCCGAUCUGGAAGAAGCCCUUCUCUUAAUUUCAGAGACUUGAACCUUAAUACAAGUGACAGUUUGUUCAUUCCCCCAAAAGUUUGGGGGUUCAACUGAGCCCCCAUGUCCCAAGUUGGAUCCGCCCCUGCCUUCAAGUAGAUCGAUGAUUCCACAAAAUGCAGCUUUGGACCAUAUAAGCACACCUUCAGAAAGUGGUGAAAUACCUUUGGUUAUAAAUGUUGAAAGUCAGCACAUUUUUUGACGAUUCUAUGGCAUGGAAGGGGAUACUUUGUUAGCUGACAUACAACUGGCACUUCCAAAUAGGUGCUAUUUGUUACCUUCAGGCAUGCACAAAUCUAAUACAUCAUCAUGUCCUACUAUCACAUGUGAAGAAGCUCUUAAGAGGGAGUUGGAGUAUCGGCAAAAAAUUGAAAGGAGUCAUCCACAUCUGCUGGUUGGCCUUAAUGGAUCCCCUGCAUUGCUGAAUGAGGUUGGAUCUGGUUCAUCACCUGAUUUGUCAAUGAGGAACUCAGCCCAUGACAGCUAUAUGCCCUCACCACAGGCAUGUUUUGUUGGUUCCACUGUACAAAGACCACCAGCAAAUUGGUACCCCUCAAAGAAAAAGUUGAAAGUUCUACAGCAUCCUUCACAGGCUUUGCAGGCCCCCAGGCCAAAUUUGAUACCUUCCUUUUGGUGCAAAAUUUGUAAGGUGGAUUGUGUUACAGAAUUUAAUUUUGGUGCCCAUAUUGGAGGAAAAAAACACAAGGCAAAAAAGCUGGAGAUUCUUGGUAAUAGAAACAAUGCAAGACCUGCCACUGGCAAUCAAUGUACAGGUAAUAGAAAUCCCAGACCAAAUGGCAACGCAGGUUCUGGAAGCAGAAACAAUGAACCAAAUGUGUUUAAUAGCAAUAUUGCCCAACCAAGCAGUGACACUUUCUCUGGAAGUCAAACCAACGGAACAAUUGGAAAUCCUCACAAGGAAAUGUCAUCUGAUGGUGAUGGAAUAAGCAAUAGCAAACUAGAGCAAAAUUGCUGAUACUGGAUCAUCUGAACACAAGUGAUGAAUAAAGAUACUUGAAGCUUAUGGUUGAACCGGUUAUAGCAUACUUCAGGAACAUCUUCCCAGUUGUCCCCAUGUGUGUGUCAUGCCACAAGUGCAGCCAAGGAUUUGAGCACCACACUUUGGGCAAAGAAACGGGAGGUACUGCAGCUGAACUGUGGCGUGCUGUCAUUCAGUAAAGAAACAAACUUGGCUGGAACCAAACAGGUCUUUAACCUGCUGAUGUACAUAGUUUUCUCUUUACACUAGUUGUCUUAUUUUUUGUUGCAAAUCAUGUAGAAAUAAAAAAAAAUCCUUGCUUGGAUGAUGGUAUCUUGCAUGCUUUAGCUUGAAUUGCUCUGGAAAUUUUAUCUGGUCAGUAAGACAGUUUCUGGUUAUCACUCUUCUGUCUUCUCCAGUUUUCUUUGGUCAUAAUUUUGCUUUUAGUUUGUAUAGUUCAAAUAUCAUAAUUUAUUGCAAUGUACCUUUGAUAUUUGUUUGUCUGUUCAACCAACAAUUCUUCAUUUUGAGACAUGAAUCCUCUAAGGAUUGCAGACAUAAGGGAAUUCUGCUGCUUA